GUAUAGCUAUACAGGCUUUCGUAUGUACGCGCGCGCCAAUGGCGCGGCAGGCGCAUGGACGCACGCUAGCAAGCACACGACGAUCGCGCGGCUGACUGGAAUGAGCAGCGCCAGCCACUCUAGUCCCGGCUCGCAUCGGUAGUGCGAGACUUCAGUUUCAUACGCGAAGUCGUCAGCUGCGCAUCUCUCCGGUUCCGCGUCCGUCUCGUGUGUUUAUCUGUACACACACAUGUUAUCGGCUGAAACUCACAAGAGCUGCCCCUUAUAUAUUAUUAUAUACCAAACAUUAAAGGCCCAAGGCCCACGUACUAUUGACAGUGUUGAAUGCCUUGCUAUAUGCAGGCACGAGUGACGACGCCGCGCUGUGCUUCUUCGUGGCGUGCCAAUGUGACUCGGUGCACCAAGUUUUCAAGUGCUUUUUUUAUACUUUUUUAUACGGUCGAACGGUAACGCUCGAGAGCGCGCCCACGAAGCAUCUUGAUAUGCCAUGAGCACGUUAGCCGGUACCGCCAAUAGCAGCUUACCGGCGAGCAGCGAAAAACGGUCACCGAGGCUCGGCUCGACGCGCACUCGCGCCACGCCGACCUUCGCCGCGCUGGCUCUCGACGUGUCGGGUGUCAGCUCGUCCAGAAACACCACCAGCCACAACGGCAGCACGAGAUCGUGCGGAGCCGACGAAGACGACGACUGCGGCGAGGAUGCCUACGACGAGAACGAGGUGUGGGAGGACUACGGCGUGGUCGAGUACCUCGAGCGCGGCUACGACCGCAGGGACGAGAGCACGGCGGCGGAGCGAGUCGAGGACAUGCGCGAGACCCUCGCGUCCGAGACGGACAUCCUCGAGACCGAGGGCCAGGUCAGCGAUUUUUUGUUCCACGUCGCGAGAACGAGACACGGCAAGGCAUUCAUCAGAGUCAUCAGGACGAUGCUGCUCAACAAAGUUCUAUGCAGCGAACGCAUGAGCCAAAUGACCAAGACCUAUAAUGAUAUCGAAGCAGUGACAAGGCUCUUGGAGGAGAAAGAGAAGGAUUUGGAGCUUACGGCGCGGAUCGGCAAGGAGCUCUUGUCGCACAAUCAGAAGCUCGAAACGACGGUACAAGAGCUCGAAAAUGAACUCAAAACCGCCAACGAAAAGAUCACACAGCUCACGUACGAGCUGUCGAAGAAGACUGAUCUCAUACAGGUACUUACGAACGAUGUCGAGGAGUCCAUACAGUCCGAGGCGGAGGACUCGAGCUGCUUCCGGGGCGUCAGCCUCGACGCCAUGCAGAAGAAGAUCAGCACGCUCGAGGAGGAGAACAAGUCUCUGCGCACCGAGUUCACGAAGCUCGCCGACGAGACCGACAUCUGCGAGCAGCACGAGGCCCAGCUGGUGAAGGACAUCACCGACCAGCUGGCCAACGCCAAUCUCGAGGUGCACGACAUCGUCGAGGAGCUCGAGCGCCACAAGGAGGAGAGCCGCGUGCUGCAGGAGGAGAACACCGGGCUGCUCGAGCGUCUGCAGCAGGCCGAGCUGAAGCUCGCCCAGCUGCUGGCCGAGCACGACGAGGUCAACACCAGCCUCGCCGUGUCCAAGGACGUGCAGAACGCCCUCGCCGAGGAACUGGCCAAGUACAAGGACGAGUACACCGAGGCUCUGAACAUGCUCGAGGAUCUGCAGGCCCAGUUGAAGACGCAGCGCAAGCGCGAGAUGCCGACGGUGCGGGGCGGCAGCCUCUUCCCGUCGUUGGCCACCGUUUCGCAGCCCGACAGCAUCGCCGCGGAAAUGGAGUGCUCUCUCUUUUCCGAGAUGAGCUUGGAUUCCGGUAUCAGCGCUGACAGAAACCCGCUUUCUUGCAAGAAGGCGUUUGACGUCGUUAAGAUCGCCAACAGAGCCAUCACUGCUACCACGGAUUCUUGUCAGUAUCCGAGGCUCGGCGGUACCAUGACUACGUCGAUUAUGUCGAGCGGCUCCUUCGGGCCACGUUCGUGUUCGACCAUGAAGGGCCGCGCUUCGUCCAACUCCGUAUACUCUAGUCUUGGUUCGGGUGCUCCCAGCGAGUACGGCUCGUCUUUGAUGCACGAUAUGGAAUAUCCCGGACCUCCGAAGCCUGGUGUACCGGGCGCUCCAGGUGCUGCCGAGCUCGAAGCUGCUUUGCGUCGACUGACCACCGAGGAAAUCGCGGCCAGGCGCGCUUGCCUGAGUAGCGGUGCCGGAUAUCAUUACGACUACGACGCGAGUGUGCAGACAUCGCCUCACGGGCUUUCCCACGUAGCCUACGGUGGCUGUCGUACGCCUGACAGUAUCAUGUCGACUGGCAGCAGCGACAAUCUAAGCAGGCUCAGUACCAACAGCUCAACUAUGUGGAAAAUGCCAGAAAAAUUGCAAAUCGUCAAACCGCUCGAAGGCUCAGCGACAAUGCGACAGUGGACGCGUCUUGCCACUCCAUCGUUAGCUGGAUUGUUAGAUGAAAGACCAGGAAUCCGCACGCGUGGAGGCAAAAAUCUUGAAGAUCUCGGCUUGGAGAAGUUUUCGUUAAUGGACUUCGAAGAGGACGAAGAGUAUGACGCUUAUCCUGGUAAGCUAUUUCAGAACACCGGCUCCGUAUACACCUUUACCAACAGCACUGUCAUGCAUCCGGACGACGCUAGCAUAAUGACCAGCAGUAUACCUAACAGCAUUAUAUCAAGUGUCGACAACAGCGCCUUUAAUUCCGGUAUGAAUACUCCACGCGCGCUCAGCCGCCGCGAAUCUACUUCUACGUUUUCCACCAAUUUCGGUAUCGCAAAGUUACUAAACGAACGUGGUGUUAAAACCACCACCUCGUCUUCUGCAGCAACGCCCAACGCAGCCAACACGAGCUUCACACCGACCACGACGCCAUGCAAUAGUCCGGAUAUUAGUCCGUCGAGCUCAAGAUCUAGCUCGCCAACGCCGACAAACUCCACUUCGUCGACGUUUGGUUUGUUUUUCACCGGUGCCGAAAUAUUAAAGAGAACAUUGGUGGGUGACAGAAAGAAACCAGAUUCACAGUUGCCGAGGAGAAGUAGGCGAGACCAUCCGAAACGAGGUCGUCCAGAUCAUUCGAGUAUUCUUGGAUCCGGGCCGGCUCUGCAAGGUGCUCUUUACUCUAGACGCGAGAGUCCGAUGGCUCAGUUGACCUUUUUGAAGGGAUCUAUGUCGUCGGAAAAAUUAAGGCUAGAAUCCAGUUCUUCGGCAAGUGAUGCUUCUUCUCGAGCUAAAUCGCCUGGAGGCGAGAGUGCAAGUUCUGGAGCAAAGUCAGCUACUGCGAACAAGUAAUUAAAAAAACCAAAGAUCUUGAGUGAAAAAUUUGGAAUCAACUAAAGAUCAGCUGAAGCAAACUUCACAAAAGUACCGGUGCCCAGCCUUAAGAAUCAGAACAUACUCAUGCAGUAAAGUUUUUUACGACCUACUCAAAUUACUUAUAUUGGAGCUAUUUUUUACGAAAUGUUAUAGAGUUCGUUCGGAGAUAGUCUUUCGGCUGAUGAAAUAUUGUAUUUUAGAUUGAAGAAUAAGUUUUAAAUUUGGACUAAGCGAAAAAAUUGUAACAGUAAUUAUUUGUAUCUACCUGUCGAUCAAAAACCACAUACAUAAAAGUGUUAUAUCAAGACGAAUAAUUUGCCACACGCGAGGUAGCAAUGAAAGUUAUGAAUUCUUAUGUUUUGUGAGCGAUAUAGUCUUUUAUUUAGCGACUGUUAUUAUUAGUAUGAGAUCAUCUAGAGUCUGAUAGUUUUAAAUCUAAAUUAAGGUUAAAAUUAUUUUAAGAACCCUUUUUUACGUUCCUCCUCAUGACGUUAUUAUCGUCUGAGAUAAUUUCAAAAGGGUUUGCAACUAUUGGCUUUAAAAAACACGUUUUUUGUUAUGAGGAUACAAAGUGUGGUACUAUUGCGAACUGGAAGAAGUAGUUAAAAAAGAUAACUCUUUCAUAUUUAUAAAAGGAAAACAUUUAUACGCUUAUACUUGGUUGAGCAAGUGUUUUAAUGAGAGCCAAAAACAUUUGUUUCGUUUUCGAAGCAAUUUCCGUUGAAAGGUAUAUUUUAACUCAUUUUUUUAAUUGAAACUUUUCUGAAUAACACGGAUGUAAAAAAUCUCUUUUUUUAUAAUAUGUACAAGUAUUUUUAUUUAAUAAUGGAAGACAUAAGUGAAAUCAAUGUAAUAUCUAACGAUAGAUAAAACAAAAAUAUUAUAAUGUAUAUAUGCGCUACAUUAAUUUUUCAUAUAUGUGAAAAUCACAGCUUGAAGCUGAAAUAAAUUUAUUCUCUGUGAAGCAAUUGUCUCAAAAAUAAAAAAAAUAGUGACACUCAUCACCAAAUAAGAUUGAUAUAAAUUCAAAGCAAAGUACAGUUGGGCGAAUAAUGGUAAACGUUAAUGAAAAAAGAAUUUAAUACGAGUUGUAUCAAAAAAUGAUACAUCUUUGGCAGAGGCCUUGUUUAUAAGUAUAAGAGUACCGAGAUUAUUUGAACUUAAAAGAGAUAUUAGUUCUAAAAAAGCAUUUUAAAGAGUUGCAAAAAUGGUGCAUUCAAAAGUAGCUAUGAAAAAUAAAUGAUAUCUUUAUAUUUUCAUGAUAAUCGCAGGAGUGCGAUUUAUUUUGUAUGUAAAAAGAAUGCUAAAGUGAGAAAGGUUAAAAAAUGUUCUAACUUUUCUUCUCUGUACAUAGGUGCCUGAUACAAAGUUAUAAGCAAAAUACUGAACCAAGAAUACGUUUGUAAAUAGCAAUUGUUUUUAAGAGUUAUCGAAUUAAAACUCGACAAUUGUUGUGCUUGUAUAUAAUUUGAAGUGUAAAAUAUUUAUGCUUGCGUUCGGUAAUGCUAUGGAAAGGUGCACAGAACAUAUGUAUUGGAUGAGCACAAAAAGUCGAAAAAAUUGAAUUCGAAAAUUUAAAGUAUUCAAAAACGCUUCUUGAAUCACGAAUUUAAAUCAUUGAUGAUUAGUAUGUAAUUUUAGUUAGUUGAAUUAAUUAAUUUCAGUGUAAACCAAAUUUUUGAUUUUUUAUAUUAAAAACGAUUAGAAUUUUAUUUAAAAACAUUCGAGCGACAUCAAUUGUAACGCUACGAGAAUGCCAACAAGCUAUUGCUAGUCUUCGCAUCGACGAAGAUUAAUCAUUUAGCCAAUAGUUCGGUAUCGCGGCGUCGCCAUAAAAUUGUACAUAAAAUUGACAGUUUCACAAGAUUGGUUUGAACGAUGAAAUGGCAAUAAUAAAAUUAAUUAUUUUUUUGUUGAAAGAUUAAUUCUGGCUUUUAUAAGACUUAUGUUUGCUUCAAUAAUUUCAUGAUCACGCAAUGUAAAAGAAAGAAGAAAACCGUUAACUUGUUCUGUCCCAUGUUAUUUGAUGAGUAAUUAUAAAAAAAAAAGAAAAAAAAUUAGCAAAUUUGUUUAGAUCAGCGAAAUCUUGUAAAUAUAAAUAUUAGGCACAUAUAGUUAUGAAAUAAAAACUAUUCAACGAAA
Molecule: messenger RNA, 5446 nt
Organism: Trichogramma pretiosum
Lineage: Eukaryota; Metazoa; Arthropoda; Insecta; Hymenoptera; Trichogrammatidae
Gene: milt
Product: trafficking kinesin-binding protein milt
Exons: 7
Coding region: 488-3280 (930 amino acids)
Source: RefSeq, a predicted model, not a curated record